Messenger RNA from Cucumis melo (muskmelon), 2172 nucleotides. Its product is annotated as T-complex protein 1 subunit alpha. The coding region runs from base 183 to 1820 and encodes 545 amino acids. Gene Ontology annotation, cellular component: chaperonin-containing T-complex. Gene Ontology annotation, biological process: protein folding. The record is from RefSeq and is a predicted model, not a curated record. The transcript is spliced from 18 exons. NCBI's taxonomy places the organism in Eukaryota, Viridiplantae, Streptophyta, Magnoliopsida, Cucurbitales, Cucurbitaceae. Gene Ontology annotation, molecular function: ATP hydrolysis activity; ATP binding; ATP-dependent protein folding chaperone.
AAACCCUACACCGAGACGGCUUGUCCGCCUCAAAUCUCCGGCAAAUCAAAGCAACAUCUUUCACUCUCAGCUCCCAAGCCCCCGCCCUAAAAUCUCUCUUCCAUUUCUCUCCUUCGACCUAACUCUCCAGAUUCGGUUAUCUUUCUCUCUCCCGCACUCUGCAUUCGAGAGGACACUAAGCCAUGGCAAUUGCUUCACAAACCCCUGAUAUAUUGGGUGAGCGCCAAUCUGGUCAGGAUGUUCGUACUCAAAAUGUUGUAGCGUGCCAAGCAGUUGCCAACAUCGUGAAAUCCUCGCUUGGACCUGUAGGCCUUGAUAAGAUGCUUGUGGAUGAUUAUGGGGACGUUACUAUCACUAAUGAUGGUGCAACAAUUCUCAAGAUGUUAGAAGUAGAGCAUCCUGCUGCAAAGGUGCUAGUGGAGUUGGCUGAACUCCAAGAUCGUGAAGUUGGUGAUGGCACAACUUCGGUAGUCAUUGUAGCAGCCGAGUUGCUCAAGAGAGCUAAUGAUUUGGUGAGAAACAAGAUUCAUCCAACUUCUAUAAUCAGUGGAUACAGGCUUGCCAUGAGAGAAGCAUGCAAGUAUGUCGAGGAAAAGUUGGCUGUAAAGGUUGAAAAGUUGGGAAAAGACUCGCUUAUUAAUUGUGCGAGGACGAGCAUGUCUUCUAAGUUGAUUACAAGUGAUAGCGACUUCUUUGCAAACUUAGUUGUAGAUGCAGUGCAAGCUGUCAAGAUGACCAAUGCAAGGGGAGAAAUUAAAUACCCAAUUAAGGGAAUCAACAUUUUGAAAGCUCAUGGAAAGAGUGCAAAAGAUAGCUAUCUGUUGAAUGGUUAUGCUUUAAAUACUGGCCGAGCAGCUCAAGGGAUGCCAGUAAGAGUUGCACCAGCAAGGAUUGCUUGCCUUGACUUCAAUCUUCAAAAGACAAAAAUGCAGCUGGGUGUGCAAGUUCUUGUCACUGACCCUCGGGAACUUGAGAAAAUUCGUCAGAGGGAGUCUGAUAUGAUGAAAGAACGUAUCGAGAAGCUUUUGAAAGCUGGGGCAAAUGUUGUUCUCACCACGAAAGGGAUUGAUGACAUGGCACUCAAGUAUUUUGUGGAAGCGGGUGCUAUUGCUGUCAGGCGAGUCAAAAAGGAGGACAUGCGCCACGUAGCCAAGGCUACUGGGGCAACCAUGGUUUCAACAUUUGCUGACAUGGAGGGGGAGGAAACUUUUGAGCCAUCACUUCUUGGAUAUGCUGAUGAGGUCGUUGAAGAAAGAAUUGCUGAUGAUGAUGUCGUUAUGAUAAAGGGUUCUAAAACUACUAGUGCGAUCUCCUUGAUCCUUAGAGGCGCCAAUGACUAUAUGCUCGACGAGAUGGAGAGGGCUUUGCACGAUGCAUUAUCUAUUGUCAAGAGGACUCUUGAGUCCAAUACGGUGGUAGCAGGUGGUGGUGCAGUUGAAUCUGCAUUGUCGGUGUAUUUGGAAUACCUUGCAACAACUCUAGGCUCGCGUGAGCAGUUGGCAAUUGCUGAGUUUGCCGAAUCUUUGUUAAUUAUUCCAAAGGUACUUGCAGUUAAUGCUGCUAAGGAUGCUACUGAGUUAGUUGCCAAACUACGAGCUUACCACCACACAGCGCAAACGAAGGCAGAUAAGAAGCAUCUCUCUAGCAUGGGACUCGAUCUAACCAAUGGAUCCAUUCGCAAUAAUUUAGAAGCUGGUGUUAUUGAACCUGCCAUGAGCAAAGUAAAGAUAAUUCAGUUUGCAACUGAAGCAGCAAUUACGAUUCUUCGUAUCGAUGAUAUGAUCAAACUUUACAAGGAUGAAACACAAAAUGAAGAGUAGGUUGGUUUUUCACGAUUCUGGAUAGAGGAUUACCUACAUUGAUAUUCUUCAUAGUUAGCGAGCCUGCUUAUUAGUGGCGUUAAGUUUAUUAUAAGGUAGAUUUGUAUCCAGGUGGUGAAGUGUGCAUUUCUAUCUUUUGUGUUAUUAUGUUGACAAUGAUGAGAGCUAUGAUCCAACCUGCUGCACCUUCUGAUGUCAUCGGGUCUUUUUUGGAGAAAUUUUGGCUGGCUUGGUUUGAGAUACCAUUUUUAUUUGAUAACCUCACCUUAUUUAGAUAUCUGUUUUCUUGUAAUUUUUAGCACUGGUUUUUGGACUUGGGAGCCUGUGUUAAUAGAAUAUGUUUUGAUUGUCA